Talaromyces marneffei is the source of this 462-nucleotide messenger RNA. RefSeq lists its product as uncharacterized. The record is from RefSeq and is a predicted model, not a curated record. The transcript is spliced from 4 exons. Lineage: Eukaryota; Fungi; Ascomycota; Eurotiomycetes; Eurotiales; Trichocomaceae. The coding region runs from base 1 to 462 and encodes 153 amino acids. Gene Ontology annotation, molecular function: protein binding. Gene Ontology annotation, cellular component: peroxisomal membrane; mitochondrial outer membrane. Gene Ontology annotation, biological process: peroxisome fission; mitochondrial fission; autophagy of mitochondrion.
AUGGUCACUAACCUACCUUACGCUGCAGAUGCGGACAGUCCUCUAAGACCAGAGGAACUUCAGGUCUUGCGCGCACAAUAUGAGAAGGAGGGCGAAUACGUCGGAGUGCAGACCAAGUUCAACUACGCCUGGGGACUCAUCAAAUCAAACGUUCGAAGCGAACAACAGGAAGGUGUUAUCCUCCUCUCGCAGAUCUUUCGCACCGCUUCAGACCGUCGUCGGGAAUGUCUCUACUACCUCGCUCUCGGGAAUUUCAAGCUAGGCAACUAUGCAGAGGCGCGCAAAUAUAACGAUGCAUUGCUCGAACACGAGCCCGACAAUCUACAGGCUGCUAGCCUACAAGAACUCAUUGACGACAAAGUCGCCAAAGAGGGUCUGAUGGGAGUUGCUAUUGUGGGUGGUGUGGCUCUUGCUGCUGGGCUGAUCGGCGGUCUUCUCGUCAGAGGCUCGCGCAGACGUUGA